AUGGCCUCCACAAUGAAGAUGGUGAGGAAAAAGCUGGACCGUGAAUCAGAAAAGUCCAUCAUAUUCCAGUUACUUCAUCACAGUAAGCCAGAUCUGGUAACAACUGAUGGGCAUGGUUCUUCUGACUUAAAUUCAAUCAUUGGAAGGGAGAAUGACAAGGCAAACAUAAAAAUAAUAAUAAAUGAUGCUGGCCCAUUUUCCAUCAUUCCCAUAGUUGGCCUUUCUGGAAUUGGCAAAACAGCUCUAGCAAGGUUAAUUUUCAAUGACCGGGGAGAAGACUGCAAGUUUGAUCACCAUAUAUGGAUCAGCCUUAAUAUGAGCUUUGAUCUUUGUUAUAUUGUCAAUGGUAUAAUAUCACAAGCUGGCAAUAAAGGGGAAGGACCUUCGCAGAAGAACAAGUGGACCCUAAGGAAUCUUCUUCAAGAAAUUCUUACUGAUAAAAGAAGUCUUGUUGUGCUAGAUGAUCUCUGGAGCAUGGAUAGAAACCAACUUGAUGAGCUAAAGGAAAUGAUGAGCACUGUGAUUUGUUCAGUAAUAGUCACAACAUCCAGUGAAGAGGUUGCCAAGUUAUUUAAUACUGUUUCACCCUACAAAUUAGGCCUUUUAUCUGACAGCGACUGUUGGACGAUAUUUUCUGGAGUUGCAUCCGAAGAUCAAGAAACCAGGGACCAUGUUGUCAGACUGUGUCAAGGCAUGCCAAUUGUUGCUCAUUCUCUCAGUUCAGUGGUACAUGCAAAGGGUAAAAAUGUUUUGAAAGAUGCAAACAACAAAGAACUAUGGCAUCUGGAGAAACGAUUAGUGCCCAAAGUUAAAAUGUUCCGACCACUCAAACAAAUUUACUAUAGAAUGCCAUCAGGAUUGAAAUCAUGUCUUGGAUAUUUGUCCAUCUUCCCCAAAGGAUUUCAUAUUGAUACAGAAAAGCUUAUUUGGCAAUGGAGUGCACUUGACAUGCUUGGAUCCAGUCAUGGGAUCUUAUCUCCAUAUGUGCAAGGGAAGAAUUAUAUCCAGAGCCUUCUGUCAAUAUUCUUUCUUCAAGCUCCAGAUCCAUGCUCGGCGAAUGGUAUGGUUCUCACCAAUGGUAAAAAUGUGCUCGAAAUGCACAGCUUGGUACAUAGCUUUGCCAGAUAUCUGUCGUGUGAUGAGCUCAUAAUUUUGGAAGAUCAAAUAGCACCUGUUAGGAGCAAAAAAAAGGUAACGUUCCGGUAUGCCCUAUUGUUAGAAUGCAAUGAAGCUUCAACGAUUUCAAAAGGUUUCCUCACCAGGGCAAGGGCCGUAAGUUUCAAAGGCUGUAAAGGAAGAAAACUUCCUGAAGAAGCCCUCUCCGCACUGAGGCACUUGAAUGUAUUGGACCUUAGUGGAUGUUCCUUUCUUGAGUUACCCUCUUCUGUUGGCCAGUUGAAGCACCUGAGAUACCUUGAUGUUUCUCACUCAGCAGUUCAGUCAUUACCAUCUGAACUGAGACAUUUGCAGAAUCUUGAGGCGCUGGAUCUUUCGAAAACUUCUGUCAGUGUACUACUAGAUCCCAUUGGACCAUUUCAGAAGCUAAAAUAUUUGAAUCUGCAAGAAUGUCCCAACCUUAGAGACUUGCUUCGGACUUUUGGAGAUCUCAAGGGACUAGAACACCUAAAUCUCUCGCGUUGUUCUGGUGUUAGUGAACUACCUGAAACCCUUUGUGGUUUUUCUGCACUGCAAUUGUUGGAUCUCUCGGGUUGUGCUGAACUUGAAAAAUUACCUCAAUCACUCGGUAGUUUAAAAAAUUUAGGUGAUCUCAACCUAUCUGGUUGCUCCAGACUGGAGCAAUUAUCAGAAUCCUUCCAUGAACUUUAUUCUCUCAAGUUCCUGAACCUAGAAAGCUGUUCUAUGCUUCAGCAAUUGCCUCAUUUAUUCGGUAACUUAAAAACAUUAGAAAUUCUGAACCUAGCAGGUUGCAUCAGUCUACAGGAGCUGCCAAAAUCUUUUGGUGAUCUUUAUUUUCUCCGGGUCUUAAACCUUGAAGGUUGCUUUGGGCUUCAAGAGUCACCUGAGUUUCUUGGCAACUUAUUAAAUUUGGAGAAUCUGAAUCUGUCACAUAUUUCUCUUGAGCUACCAGAAGCUUUAAUCAAUUUAAGGAGGCUUCAUACAUUGGACCUCACCGGAUGUGGUUUCAAGAAAUCAUUUGCUGAUAUUAUAAAUAAGAUGACAAAUCUCAAGUUUGUGUUGACUGAUGAUUCGAGGCUUGCACUCUCAUUUUCCAGACAUAUUAUUGUCUCUACAGAGAACAAUAAACAAUCCUGUUUGGCUAGCCAUAUGGUUCAGAGCAGCGACCUUGAACGAGAUGGUAUUAUGGGGGAAACAGGCGCUGAAGAAAUUCUUGAGACCCCAGAAACAAGAAAGGGUACCAUAGACAGGGCAAAUCCACAACAAGAAACAAGCAAUCCGUUUCAGCUGAUAGCUAUGGAGAAUAAAGCUUCUUCUGCAGAUGUGUUUGGAUAUAGUUCUGAGAAUGUUGAGUGCUCAGCUGAGGAUUCAUUGGACACAACAAUAGAGAUGCAGCCCCAUCGACAAGGGAAAGAAAAGACCCCUACAGAAGAAGAUCCGGAAGAUUUCAAUCCCCGUGCAUCUUCCACUUUGUCAAGUAGAAUAUCAGACUCAUUGAAUACAACAGUUGAGAAGCAGACACACAGACAAGGGAAAAAAGAGAACCCAGCAAAACAAGACCUUGAAGAUUUCAGUCCAUGUGCCUCUUCCACUGUUAACAGAUUACCGGUUGAAUCAGUUUCAUCCUAUGAAGUAAGUAUGUCAUCUGAGAAAGUCCCACCAACUCCACAUCGAAUACCUCCAAGUCCAUCUAGAUUUGCGCCAUCUCCACAGAUAGCUAGAGUUGGAUCUGUCGACUUAAGCAUCCAGCAGAUCCUCAGGGCGACUCAGAACUUCUCAUCUUCAUUUAAGUUAGGCGAAGGAGGAUUUGGGAUGGUCUACAGGGCUGUAUUGCCAGAUGGCAAUGUUGUUGCAGUCAAGAGAGCUAAAAAGGAUCAGUUUGCAGGUCCUAGGGAUGAGUUCAGCAAUGAAGUAGACUUGCUUGCUAAGAUAGACCACCGAAAUUUGGUGAGGUUACUGGGUUUCACUGAUAAAGGAAAUGAGCGCAUUAUCAUCACUGAGUAUGUUCCAAAUGGUACUCUUAGAGAACAUCUAGAUGGUCAAUAUGGCAGAGUCCUGGAUUUUAAUCAGCGCCUAGUAAUUGCAAUUGACGUGGCUCAUGCACUUACUUAUCUUCAUCUGUAUGCAGAGAAGACUAUAAUUCAUCGUGAUGUGAAGUCAUCAAACAUCCUGCUGACAGAUAGCUAUCGGGCCAAGGUGUCCGACUUUGGGUUUGCAAGAAGUGGCCCUAGUGACACAGAGAAGAUACACAAAUCAACGAAAGUGAAAGGCACAGCAGGGUACCUGGAUCCCGAAUACUUGAGAACGUACCAGCUAACUCCAAAGAGUGAUGUCUUCUCAUUUGGCAUAUUGCUUGUAGAAAUUCUUUCUGCUCGCAGACCCGUAGAACUGAAGCGAACCCCUGACGAGAGGAUCACAAUCAGAUGGACUUUCAAGAAAUUCAAUGAAGGCAACAUGAGAGAGAUAUUGGACCCGUUGCUGGAAGAUCAUGUGGACGAUGAGGUGCUUGAAAAGCUCCUUAGCCUGGCUUUCCAAUGCACUGCUCCAACAUGGGACGACCGCCCGACCAUGAAGGAAGUUGGGGAGCAGCUGUGGGAAAUAAGGAGAGAGUACGGAAAGAGCAUCAGGAAGGUGUGA
Messenger RNA from Miscanthus lutarioriparius, 3774 nucleotides. NCBI's taxonomy places the organism in Eukaryota, Viridiplantae, Streptophyta, Magnoliopsida, Poales, Poaceae. The record is from the annotation of a GenBank genome assembly.